This is a messenger RNA of Centrocercus urophasianus (Greater sage-grouse), 2442 nucleotides long. RefSeq lists its product as uncharacterized. The record is from RefSeq and is a predicted model, not a curated record. Bases 894 to 1607 code for a protein of 237 amino acids. Lineage: Eukaryota; Metazoa; Chordata; Aves; Galliformes; Phasianidae. The transcript is spliced from 2 exons.
GCCUGCGAUGACUGGGGCACGUCUGCCCUGCAGACCCGGGUCUGUCGUGGCUGUGGGUGUGAAGUGCCCUACGAGGAGGAAUGCUCUGUGCGAAGGCGAGUCUGUGGUUCAGGUCUGGGAUGGAAACAGCAAGCUUUUAUGAAUCCCGUUUGUAACUGUGCUCCUUCAGAAGAGUCUGAAGUUCUGCAACAAAAUUCACAUCUCUUGAAGUUCUGCUUCCAUGAUGACAAAUACCUGUCCGUUCCUCAUCGUUACAGUCAGAGCCUUGAUUUACUGAGGGUGAUUUCCUUUUCUUCCUUUGCUGCUGAGGUCCAAAGGAUUCCAUUUCUCCACUGAGCGUUGCCUGAGCUUUGACAGAAGCCAUGGAUUACAGCAGCCUGCGUUUGGUGGUUCUGUUUCGGAUGGCGACUCCAUUGAACAAAGCACAGCUCACACAGUGCUGGCUUUGUACCUUUGCAGCCGAUUUAACCCUAAACCAAGUGCUCAAGAAUUGUACAUUUUGGUCGAUGCUCUUCUGUGAUCUGCACGUCUCACUGCUUUGCCCGCAUGCAGGAUGUUUAUUUCUAGCUGACAGCGACUCAUCUCAUACAACCACACUUGUCCUCCUGUGCAGUGACCCAGGUGCUCUGCCAUGUCACUGGAGACAUUUGAGCUCUGCUAUCAGCAUGGGCAGAGGACAGAGGAUGUCCUUGCCAAGAGGAUGUCACAGCAAGCGAUCCAAGAGCGCUCGGAAGCAGUGAGGGGCAGAGCGUGUUCCCAUCUGGGAAAACGUGCGUGGGUGAAUGAGAAAUUGCUUCACGUCCUUGACUGCAUAAAGGAUUUCUCCCCUGUCUUGUCUUCUUCUGGAAAGAAUUUGGACUCUUUUCCGGGCAUUUGAAGCUGAGCUUUCACUGAUGCUCACAUCAGUGCUCAUGGAGCUGGUGAGCAGGAGGUGCGCUGUGUGCUUUAUGGCACCGCAGCUGAAAGCCUCCGUGGGCUCAGGGCUGUGCAGCUCCUGCGUGGAGGAUGGGUCGCAGGAAAUGAUUCUUCUGGCCUGUUCCCUCGCAGCAUUGAUUGUGCACUUGGCAGGAGCCCGGCACAGGAGCUCCAGCAGCUUGCUGAUGCAGAAUUCUCUUUGCUUUGAAUGGGAACGUUAUCUGACUUCAGUAAAUGUGGUGCUGUUGGAACACGCUGACUUGCCCGCUCGUUUCCAAAGACGGAUUUGGUCAGCUGGAGGCAAUUCUGGCCUUUCCACCUGGGCAGCACCAGCAUGGAUACAGAUGGGGACGGCCGAGGGCAAGCAGCUAUCAACCUGUGCUAACAAACAGCCCGCGUGCGUCCAGCCACAGAGAAACCACACUGCAAAGCAUGGUCAGAUACAGGCCCCGACCUGCAGUCGUCUCGCUGUCUGUCUGGAGGUACAGAUACAUGGGAAAGUCAUUAAGGGGCCUGCUAAUUCCCCACAGUUGCCCACAAGAGGGGAUGCUGUAGUCUUGAGGCUAUGUAUCCAAGAGAGAAAUCUUCAGAAACGCCGUCACGCCACUGCCGUGAGCCUGCCACUGCCCUCACUCAGUGCUCUUCUCCAUUCUCCCUUCUCUUUGGAGCUUCAUAACUUGUUUGUUCUGUGAUGAUGCUUUUCCCCACUCCUGUGCUUCACUGUCCCUCCUCAGAACUCUAUAAAUAGGAUUUCCUCACCAGCGCCGAGCGGUUCCGAGCGUGCUGCACACAGGAAACUAUUUGGGUAGGAAUCAAACAAGAGCCUGAAUGUCAAAACAUUGACUUGCAUUGUUUGGGUUAUAAACUUUGCCCUUAAGUUGUUAUUGUUGGGGUAGGAUUGUGACAUUAAAACACGGUGCUUGUGGUCGCUGUCAGUAGAACAAACACUGAGCUGUUAAAAAGAACAGCGCUCCUUCCUUCCUCUCUCCUUUCCCUGGAGCUGAGCUCUCAGGCAAAUAAAAAUAGUGGUGAAGCUGAAAAUGGUGGGGUAGGUUUAGAUUUUGCAAGUGUUUAUUUAUUUGUUCUUUGAUGUGCACCUGUAUGAAAGGAAUAUGUUGUGUGUAGGAUCAAGGGGAACAGCUUUUUCUUCUGGAAGCCAGUAAUGAUUGACAACUUUGCAGUGUUAUCCCUAAAGUUUUUGGAUUAAUAAAUUCUCUAAAUUGUUAAGGCUGGAGUUUGGGUACCUUAAUCCGUAAUCCCACUCCUGUGUCCAACUCUACAUCACUGCAAACUUAAGAGAGGUGGUGGAUGCCCCAUCCUUGAAGGCAUUCAAGGUCAGGCUGGAUGGGGCUCUGGGCACCUGAUCUAACUGUAGGUGGCCCUGUGCACUGCAGGGGAGGGGGACCAGAGGGCCUUUAAAGGUCCCUUCCAAUCUGGGGCUCCAGUGAUGACUGUGUGAUGAUGACUCCCAGUGGAUCCUUUUCUAACUGGAGCUAUUCUGCGAUGCUCAAUCCCAUGCCCAAACAC